AUGACGGAGGAGUACCAAGAUUCAGAGAUUCUGUUCCCAGAGAACCCCUUCGGGAACAGAAAAGAAAUCCAAUAUUCGAUAGUAGAGAAGAAAAACAACAAGAAAACACGAAAGAAGAGGUCAGCUCCUAUGAACAUCCGGGAAGAAUUUCCCGGAGGUUUAUGGAUUCGUGAAUAUCUACAAACACAUUCGUUUGACGAAGAAGAUGCCAGAGAAGAAGAGAUAGUGCCGCCCCAUGUGAUCUUGGACCGUAGGAUCGCUGGAAAAGCGGCGUUUUCUCUUUGCUCCGGCAUCGGGAGGACUUUGAAAGGAAGAGAUUUGAGUGAAGUCAGGAAUUCAAUUCUUAGGAUGACAGGAUUUAUUGAAUCCUAA
This is a messenger RNA of Helianthus annuus (common sunflower), 372 nucleotides long. RefSeq lists its product as uncharacterized. Bases 1 to 372 code for a protein of 123 amino acids. NCBI's taxonomy places the organism in Eukaryota, Viridiplantae, Streptophyta, Magnoliopsida, Asterales, Asteraceae. The transcript has a single exon. The record is from RefSeq and is a predicted model, not a curated record.